AUGAGUUGCGAUGACGGCUUCGGACAGCUCGCUGCGGAGGCCAUCCUGGACACGGGCUCCUUCGAGCUCGUUGUCUUUUCCACACGCUGCAACGGCUGCGGAGCCGCCGGGGAGAGUGGCUUUAAUCAGACGUCAAGCCAGACCUUUCGAGCUGGCAACCUCAUGCAGCAGCUGAGCUACGGCAGCGGGGACACGUUGCCUGGCAGAGACUUCUUGACUUGCCAGAGGCUAUGCAGGGACGCUGUUGACGAGCUGCAGAUAGGCGGCCCCGGUCCCGCCUCUCCGCUCGGAGGCCGUCCCUGCCUUUAUACACUUACCGCCUUGGCCCAUAGCUGGCUGAGGCCUGACCCGGCUCCUGGUCCGCCGGUCUCGCCCCCGAAGGCCUGCUUGCAAGCUUUGUCCGCCGCUUUCAGCUUUUCUCGCUCUUUGCCUUUUCUGCCUUUCGCUCCCGGUGAUCAUGGCCCGCUUUGGUGGACACGCUCUCCGCGAUCUGGCCCGUGGUGUGGUGGGAGCUGCCCGACUCCGGCCGAUGUCGAGGCCCCUCCGGCUCCCCAGGCCGUCCCGACGGAGGCUCCGGCCCAGGACACGACCGUGGCUCCGGACCCGGCCCCCCCCGUGGAUCCACCUGCCACCCCGUCCCAGCCCCCGGCCAAACGUGGUGCCGACUUCCUCGCGCCACAAAAGCAGCCUCCCAGCCACCCCCCUACCACUGGUGGUCUGCCCGCUGCUUCCGCCGGACCCCCGAAGAAGAAAGCUAGCUUUCCUCCGGCCCGGCCUGCCACCCCCUCUUUCCCCCCCGCCAAGCCGGCUGCCGCUCCAUCCGAAGCGGCUCCCAAAGCCCCCGCGGCAGCUGCCAAGGCCGCCCCGCCGCCCCUCGAGACGGACCUGUCAUUUUUGUGCACUCUGGACGAUGAUGCCAUUUACCGGUCCCUUGCCGACUUGCCUCCGUCCCAGGUGACUCGACUUCUUCUUUUGAUCGCCGAAGUCGCCCAGGACGUCACCUAUGCCAUGGGCAACCUGGGCCAGCUCGACGUUGAGGUUCCGGUCGCGCACAUGUCCCAGACCGGCCCGCUAUCCGCAGACGACGCGUGGCGACCUUGCACCGUUGCCGGCCGGCCCGAUCCCAACCCGGCCCCGCCGAACCCCACCGACGGAGCUGGUGCGGACUCCGGUGGCCUGCGUGUCCUGCCCGGAUUCGCCCGCCCCCGGCAGGCACUCUUGACGGACACGUCGGGCAUUGACCCGAACGAGCCCCUGGUCCACUCGGAUCCCAACCGCCCCGGCUGCACUCCGGUCUUUGUGGAUCGGGGCCAACUCACCCCGCGCCGGGCCAAUACCGGCCCCUGGACCAUCAGCGAAGGCUGGGAGCGCCUGAGCAUUUUCCUGCCUGAGACGCCCGGCCCGUUCAUCCGCACGGACUCCUGGCCCUGGCCCGACCUCUUCUGCUUUGAGGAGCAGGACUUGCCAAGCUGGGCUCCGCUUCAGGACCCUCCGUCUGUCCUGUCUCACCUGCAAAUUCGCGGAUACUGCUCGCACGAUUGUCCGGCCCGGGGCCCGCACUGUCUCCGCAUUUGCCUCCGGCACCUGGUCCGGACCGCCCCGCAUGCCCCGCCCGGCGCUGUCGACUUUUCUGCUUCUCGCGGCCGGCCUGAUCGGGCCAACAUCGAGCUGGAGACCAUCGAGGAUGCGCCGGUACCCGUGCAUCCGCCGGUGGCCCCUGCGGGCAACCCGGCCUUGGCAUCUGACCUUGGCAGCUUAACCUUGACCCUGAGCUUCGCCGUCUCCAAGGCCAUCACCGUCCGUCCUCCAUGGAAGGCUGAGGUCAUUAACCGAAUCCGGUCCGGUUACCGCCCCCUUCAGCCAGUGGGCCGUGGCUCUAGCAAACCAUUGCCUGACUUUCGGGUGUCCUUGCCGCCACCUGAUAGCAACAUGGGUGGCAUGGCGCCGCGGGAACGCUCUGGCCGCUCGCGCUCCCCCCGGCGCCGUCCGGAACCGGCUGAAGAGGAAGUCGAAAGCACUGACCUCUCCGAUGACAGCUCCGACUCCGAACAAUCCGGGGCCUCGGGUUCGGACGAUGACUUUGCCAAGCCUCGGCCCCCUCGCUCCCAACAGCGAGAGCCCAGCAUGAAUGGGUUCCUGCACAACCCUCGCAGCAACGUCUUGCACCGUCCCGUUCCGUGCCCGCCCGACACUGCAAAGUCCGUACGCGUGCAUGGUGUUCCGCCCCGCCUCCGGGUGCCCAGCUCUGCCUCCGCCGUGGAUCCGACCCGCAGACGCCAGCAUCAGAACCACGCUUCUGGCACACCCGUCUUUGACGAUCCUGCUGCGUUGGUUGCCCUGCUCCGGCAAUGGUCUGCUCCUGAUGAGCUUCUGGAGGUCCUCACUGUAAAGGGUUUCAAGACCAUCGCGACCAUUGCCUAUGCUAUCCCUCCGGAUGGUUCCCCUGACGACUGGAUUCGCGUCUUGUGGCCUCCGGCAGACCCCAACGACACCUUGGCCAGGAUCACACCAGCUGCCAGUUUUGCACGACGCCUUCUGGUGCAGGCGCGCGACCUUGUUCAUCCGGCACCUGCCCCGUCGACCCCUGCCUCUGCCGGGAGCGCUCCGCCUUCCCUGCCCGGCCCAAAAAUCACGGCCGAAGCGGCGGAGUUGCUGCGUCAAAAGUUCAUUGAGGCCUACCCGGGAGAGGUCCUCUCCCCGUCGAGCACACCCAGUUUGGAAUUUCUUAACCGACAUCUGAGCAUGACGUUCAGACGUUCUAUGAACAUCGCCGACCUAGGUCCUGUUGAGCCUCUGCUUCGCCGCCACUUCGGGAUUCUGGUCACGGCCUUGGCUUUUCUGGGUGACCUGCACCUCCGUAUCGGCAAGAUUUUUGCUGAGUCUUUCAUUGCAUCCGCUACGGCUGUCCCCCUGGAUCCUUCCCUCCGGGCACCGUCUCUGCAAGAAGUACUUGCAGCCGACCGGUCCAUUUGGGCUGCCGUUGGCACACUGAUGCGAGAUGAGAAGUGGUCGCUGUCUGACUCCAUUCAUGAGGUUUCCGUCACCCGACAUAUGAUUCCGACUUUGUUGUGUGCCCGGCCUCGGUCCAUGCCUGCCCCUCCGGUCCGGGAACCCUCCCGCACUGUGGGCACGGCCGACACGUCGCAGCCAGCUAAGCCUGACCGUCCCACGAAACGUCUCAAAACCGACGGCAAACCGGAAAAACCGACCGGCAAAGCCAAAGCAGAUGCCAAAAAGCCGGCCGGCAAGAAACCCGUCAAGGAUCUGUGGGAAGAGUCGUGGCAUGAGGUGGACGAGAAUGGCAAGGAGAUUUGCAAACGCUUUGUGCUCGGCCGUUGCAAAUUGGAUUCCUGCUCAUCCCCUGAUGCCCUGGCCGAUGAAGCCGUGCGUAUUUUCUCCUCUGAUGAGGAGAUCUCAAAUCACGCCCCGGCUGAGUCCGUGGCUCAGGUGGCCCCUGCCUCGGAGUCGGAUCGACUCAGAAGUCGCUCGCCGCACCGCCCGGUACUCCGAUACUCCUUCUCCUUUGUCCGCCCACCUUUGCAAGGGGCCCGCCCUGGCAUGCAUCCCCCCUCCCCGUGUGCACGCCCUGCCAAGGAGACAGCUCCAUCCUUGGAUCGGGCCCCCCCUUCCACUUCCCCGGCCGAUCCUCCUGUUCGCCCGGCACUGUUUCUGGACUUGUUUUCAGGUUGCUCGGCCCCGCUCUCUAAAGCAAUUUCCAAUCUUGGCCUCGACCGCAUUGCCCCUAUAGACGUGCUUCAUGGGGAAGAGGUGGACUUGCUUCUGCCCCAGCAUCAGUCGUCCAUGCGGAAACUGUGCUCGUCUGGCCUCGUGCGUGUGGCUGUUGCCGCCCCACCCUGCUCCAGCUUUAGCCGUGCUCGCCUUAAACCCGGUGGCCCGCCCGCAGUCCGGACACCAGCACACCCGCACGGCAUCCCUGCUCCUUCCCAGCGCCAGCAGGCUGAACUGCAACGAUCCGACAAGCUGCACGAGCUCUGUCGGGAGCUCCUCACUCUCGUGCUUCUCUCGGGUGGUCUGGUUUUGCUUGAAAACCCAUCUAGCAGCUUAUUGUGGCUCACCGACCCAUGCAAAGCCUGGAUCCGUCACCACUGCCUGUCCGCCGUGGAAAUUGCCGCUUGCACUUUUGGCAUGAAUGCUAAAAAGAGCUGGACCUUUGUCUCAAACUUGGCGGACCUUUCCUCUCUGGCCUCUGCCUGUUGCCACCCGCCGGGCACUCACCCGCCCUUGACAGGCAAGCGUGACUCGUCCGGUGCCUUCCUUACACGGACCACUGCCUGCUACCCGGACGGUCUCUGCGAGCGCUUUGCGGCACUGAUGGCACCAUAUCUCUCCCGGUCAGUGGGCCUAGUCCCAUUCCUCUCCUGGGAAACGGCUCUUCUUGAGCCACAGCUCUGCUGGCCACUCCCCUCCUCCCGGAUUGAAGAUGGUGCAGGUUCGUGCUCCACUGCUUCCUGGUCCAAACCGUCCGGCCCCGACACCUUCGGCUCCCUGCGCAAACUCUGGGUUAAGCGCAUCCUGUCGGGGGAUUUCCUUGCCAAAUUUCGCGCUCGUCUGGCAUCCGGUUCCAAGGAUGCCCCCAUUUCUGAGUCCGAACUGGUACCUUUCUUGGGUGACUUGCGCUCCUUCCUGGGCUUGGCGGCUACUGACUUUGAUACACUCCUUUCGGUCCCUCCGGGCCAACCGUUCCGCCUGUUCCUUCUGGAUGCGCUGCUUCAGCUCUCGCGCGACCCGGAUCGACCCUUUGUGGACUUGCUGCUUGAAGGAGUUCCUCUGGGUGUUGACGAACCUAUGCCUGCCUGCCCUACGCUGUUUCCUGCUUCCGCCACCAAGGACCCAUCCAUGGACUUACAGCAUUGUUCCUCCUCCUGGGGAUCAGCUCUUUCCGACCUGUCCACUGUUGACUCCCUUCUUCAAACUGAAGUUUCCGAAGGAUGGGUGCGGGAGGUUCCGGGCGGUCUUGACAGCCUCGUCGCUACCUAUGCUCGCACCGCCGUGGGGAAGCUUGGACUUGUUAAGGCCCCCGACCGUGACCCCCGCCUGGUGGUGGAUUCCAGCGUUUCCGGUGUUACAGAACACACCACUCUUCCCAACAAGUCCGCGAACCCGACCAUCUCGGGUCUCCGUCGCUGCUUUCCCCUCCGUCUGGCCCUGGAACAGCUCUUCGCACUGAUCCUGGGCGUCAGCAAAGCUCACCGGCGCAUACUGAUCCGGGCCGCCGAUCAAGGCCUUCUUUGCUUCUUCCAUCGCGGCCGCCUGUUCCAGUGUCUGACAUUGAAUUUCGGUGCACGCGCGUCCGGCUUUUACUGGGCACGUUUGGCGGGGAUUCUGUCACGCCUCAUGCAUCGGCUUCUGUUCAUCCGCCACGCCCUGCUCAUCUAUGUCGACGACCUGAUCUCCCUCCUUUCCGGUCCGUCCGCGCCGGUCUGGGCCGCUGUGCUGUGUGUUUUCCUUCUUGUGCUUCGUGUCCCCAUGAGUUGGCACAAAGCCUAUUUGGGCGCACGGCCGACUUGGAUUGGUUGGUCUAUGUCCCUGGAAACCUUUACCGCCACGCUUGAACCACCGAAGCUGGCCCGUCUCCGCCUUCUGAUUUCUUCAGCCCGAUCCGGGGAGGCGAUUCCACUACACCUGCUUCGCAAACUCACCGGCAAACUCCUUUGGGUUUGUUCCCUGUUUCGUCCAUUCCGGCCGUCCCUUGCACCGCUAUAUCGGGACCAAAGCCUACCUCCACUUGUUCAUGUUGCUGUGGCCCCCUCUAAGUGGGAAUCCUUCCGUGCAGCCCUGUCCAAAGACCUCGUGCUCACGAAAUCUGUCGGUCUGGCUAGUUGCCCCCAGGGCUGCACCCUGGUUAGUGUGGCUUCCCGCCCUGUUCGUACACUGAAGGAUGUUCCUCUCCACUUUGCCGGUGAGCGACGACUCUGGAUUUCCGUCCGCUCCCCUCCUGACUCUGACCGGAAACUUUCGCAGGAAUCUAAAGCUGUCUUGGACCUUUGGCACUCCUGCCUGUGUCAGACUAUCCCGCUCUUCCCGCUGUCUCUCGCGCCGCUGUUAACUUGCGAGGCGUUUGCUGACGCCUGUGCCGACAGCAAACACCCGGGCUUGGGCGGCUUCGUGGCUUUUCCCUCCGGCCGCACGGUCUGGUUCCGAUCCGCCUUAUCCCCUGCGGAUCUUGCUCGACUUUGUGCUUGGUAUUCCCCUGACAUUUCUCCGCAGAAAUUCAUCGCUGCCUGGGAACUCCUUUGCCAAAUCGCGCUUCUCUGGUGCGUUGCUCUCGUUGUCCCGGCCGCUCACCACCCAGUACAUUUCGUCAGCCGCUGUGACAACAGCCCUUCCGAAUCGGCUUCCUGGAAAGGCCUCUCUACUGCCCGCGGUAUGUGUGACCUAUUGCACUCCUACCUGUUAUGGCAGCGUCAUUUCUGCAUUUCCGCACAUAUCGAUCAUGUUCCGGGGUUCCGUAACAAGAUUGCUGAUGCCCUGAGCCGGUCCCGCGACCCGGGCACCUUGGGACUCAAUCCUGCCGAUGAGAUCCUGGUCCCUUGGCACCUGUUAAGCCGUCCUCCGCGCCCGUGUUACUCUCCUGCGUCCGCCUUCAACCGUGACCUCUUCCCGGCAUUGGACUUCUGA
Molecule: messenger RNA, 6639 nt
Organism: Symbiodinium sp. CCMP2592
Lineage: Eukaryota; Dinophyceae; Suessiales; Symbiodiniaceae
Source: the annotation of a GenBank genome assembly